This is a messenger RNA of Sus scrofa (pig), 3600 nucleotides long. It is a transcript of the gene KCTD2, whose product is annotated as potassium channel tetramerization domain containing 2. Gene Ontology annotation, biological process: protein homooligomerization; proteasome-mediated ubiquitin-dependent protein catabolic process. Gene Ontology annotation, cellular component: Cul3-RING ubiquitin ligase complex; cytoplasm. Lineage: Eukaryota; Metazoa; Chordata; Mammalia; Artiodactyla; Suidae. The record is from RefSeq and is a predicted model, not a curated record. Gene Ontology annotation, molecular function: cullin family protein binding.
CGGCUCUCCCUGCCGAGAGAUGGGCCGGCCCGGCGGCGGGCGGGCAGCGGCGGCGGCGGCGGCGGCCCAAGAUGGCGGAGCUGCAGCUGGACCCGGCGAUGGCCGGGCUGGGAGGGGGUGGCGGGAGCGGGCUGGGAGAUGGGGGUGGCCCGGGCCGCGGGCCCCCCAGCCCUCGCCCCGCUGGCUCCACACCCCGCGGACACGGCCGCCCGCCCACCGCCGCCGCGCAGCCACUGGAGCCGGGUCCCGGACCGCCCGAGCGGGCAGGGGGCGGCGGCGCGGCCCGCUGGGUCCGGCUGAACGUGGGCGGCACCUACUUCGUGACCACCAGGCAGACCCUAGGCCGGGAGCCCAAGUCCUUUCUCUGCCGCCUCUGCUGCCAGGAGGACCCGGAGCUGGACUCAGACAAGGACGAGACAGGGGCCUAUCUGAUUGACAGGGACCCUACCUACUUUGGUCCCAUCCUCAACUACCUCCGCCACGGGAAGCUCAUCAUUACGAAGGAAUUGGCAGAAGAAGGUGUGCUGGAGGAAGCGGAGUUUUAUAACAUUGCGUCGCUCGUGCGGCUGGUUAAGGAAAGGAUACGGGACAACGAGAACAGAACCUCACAGGGCCCCGUGAAGCACGUGUACAGAGUCCUGCAGUGCCAGGAGGAGGAGCUCACGCAGAUGGUGUCCACCAUGUCCGAUGGUUGGAAAUUCGAACAGCUCAUCAGCAUCGGAUCGUCCUAUAACUAUGGGAAUGAGGAUCAGGCAGAAUUCCUCUGCGUUGUCUCCAGAGAACUAAACAACUCGACCAAUGGCAUUGUCAUUGAACCCAGCGAGAAAGCAAAGAUUCUUCAGGAGAGAGGAUCUCGGAUGUAAAUUCCAGAACCUUCGACAACAAGAGAGCCACUGGCCGAGCACACCUGUAAAGUUCAGUCUUGCUCCUGUACAGUGACCGAGCUACCGCAGAGCAGAGCCGAGCCCGGCCCCGCCCCCAGUGGAGAAGCGUUCUGGUCAAAACCAAAGGAACCCCCCCGGCCCCCACCCGCAGGAACCCGAAGACAGAUGCAGCUUCCAGCCGCAGAAUACCUUUUCAGAAACCUGCUUUUGUUUUUGUAGCCAGUGUUAUAACAAAUCUUUACCACGCAGCCAGGCCAGGUUCCCAGUCGGAGCCCAUGCAGGGAUUGGGGAGGGGAAGGCCCAGGUCCUCGCACACGCUGUAGGCAGAAGCCGGAGCAAACAGAAGAGGGUCAUCCCUGAGCUGUGCCGUGUUCUCGCCCGAGCGUGCCACGUCGGAUGGUGACAGCCACCUGGUAACACUCUUUCCCUCCUAAGUGCCCCGAAGCAACGCAGCAGAUGCAGAGGAUUCUCGCUUCAGGUUGUUGAGUUGCGGUUUGAUGGAGCUGCCCUGGUCCCCCGCGUUGCUGUGAACAGAGCUGCUUUGAACAGGCGAGGAGGGGGCCCUUGGUUGUGGUUGGAGCCCGGGGGUCGCAGCCCAGGAUUCUGAGCACCCAGCUGCUACCGUGUUCGGCUUUUCCUCAUUUGUCUGGGCAGCCUGGACCCCCCAGGUAGCUGGCUUUCUCUGCAGGGAGAGGUUUGAGGCGGGCGGCCUCCUGCACCGAGUCGGGCAGGCAGGUGGGAGCUUAGGUAGCUUGUGUAACUGCUUCUGCAACCUUUUCUUGCCCUCCAUUGGCCCAUCUUCCUUCCCUGACUUUCUAAACUGGGACUUUGGACCGGCCCUCCAAUGGCUUAGGGUGAGGGCGGCUGUUUCUUUGAACGUUGCCACACAUGUCGUGUUGUAGUACCCAUGGUGUCGUCAUUCUGUGACUCGCGGAAAUGCCUUGACCAAAAGUGCGAUAUUCGUUUGUGUCCCUUGGUUUCUGACCAUGGCAGACCUGCCUCACGCCGUCCCCCAUGGUGGCUGUGCACUUGCUGGGAGCCCUGAGGCCUCCCUCACCCCAGCCCUCCCGUCAGUUCUUCCCGUGGGGGGCCCCGGGGGCGAGGAUCCAGCGCCCUUUGACCCGGAGUAGCAGAGCCCUCCUUUGGGCUCUGACCUCAGAGCUUGGAACUGGACUUGCUCUCUGCACGCUUGCGUCUUAGGGAGCAGUCAGGGAGCGCAAAGGGCCAGAGACCCCUCACUUUUCCCCAGGUGACUUUCGCAGUGUGGCAGGUGGUCCGCAGAAGCGGGAGGUGCCCAUGAGGAAAGCUCCAUCCACAGAAGCCCCCUUCGGCCCGUGGCUCCGGGGCCCCUUCAGAGCUGAGGUUCUCUCUGCUCCACAGCUUGACUGCUUACUGCGUGGCUCUGGGGUGGUGGCUUUUUGAAAGUGACUGUCGACUGUGCCAAAUGUCUUUUGAGCCUAUACCAUCCUCCUGCCCAGAUGGCAUAACUUCUCCGGGAUUCUCACGUUGCCCUCACCUCCCGUGAAGAGUAGGGUAGAAGAGUGUGCCCAGGGUGUGUGCUGACGACACGCCGUGUCUACACACCAGCCUGAACGUGCUUGUGGGCACCUCAGCAGUCCGGCCCUUGCCCAGGAUGUUUACAGCUAUAAGAUGUUAGAGGAACUUGACCUGCGUCCCAUCAGAAAGAUUGCAGGCCUCCAUCCUGUCAUCUUUCAAGAAGAAAAAAGAUUUGAGUGUGUCAAGGAAAAGCUGCUCUGACCGAGGAGGACAGAGGAUGAGAAGCCAGAUGUCCUUUGGCCACUUUGAAUAAGUAACACCCGCCUGCGAAGAAGGGAAGCCAUGUCACCUGGGGCCUCGGGCCCCAUCAGGUUUGCUUUCCUGGGACUUGUUGAUAAUCAGCCUCUGGUCCCAAGCCAGCGAGGAGCGCAGAGGGCUGCGGGGCAGCUGUGAUCCAGGCUACAUGAUGCGUAGUUACUUUCCUCGAGCUUCUCAGGCCCACGGUGGAUCCUGGGCAAAGACUGCUGAGCCCCUUGCUAAUAAGCGUGCUGAGAAACUAGAUGCUGGCUUUGACCAAGCUCCCUCCUCCCGGCCUCCUUCAGCGCCCCAGGGAAUUGGAAGGUGAUUCUUUUCUUAAGGUUUCUGGAAAAGUAUCUUAUCCACGCCCUUGAUGAGCCAAGUUGGUGUCUCUUCUUGAAAGCCUUCUCCCUCCAGGAGAGGCCGGCCGAUACCUCCACGGAGAGGUCUGACCGGCAGCUUGGGGGUGUCAUGUGACCAGGGACCCACACUCUCCGGUCGCCCAGUCCUGCCACAAGGGGAGUGUCACUGCUCCUCCUCCUCUGCCCAGGUCGGAGGCCAGGCCCAGGGAGCAGCCUGGCACCUCCUGAGUGAUGACACAGUAGCACGCUUCCGUCUUUUCCUCAGAACCUGCUCUUCUUUGCUGGCAGUGAGGCAGGGUCCAGCCUCCUCUAGGGCGACUUUGUUUCUGCAGUUUCAGCUGAUCUCAGGGGCGUCGGGGAGUGUAGAGGAGGAAGGGGCAGCGCUGCUGAGCAGUAGCCUCACCCACACCCUCCAGCAUGGCCUUUGAUCCCGACCUUUGGGACCAUGCCUGUCACUUGUGGGUGCCCUUUGUUACCAUGUGUGUGUUUGAAUAAAGUCUAAAAUGCUGUGACCCUUUUUCUUUCCUCCUGUCAAUAAAGACAUAAAACAAACUUCUGCA